Molecule: messenger RNA, 2610 nt
Organism: Sesamum indicum (sesame)
Lineage: Eukaryota; Viridiplantae; Streptophyta; Magnoliopsida; Lamiales; Pedaliaceae
Product: putative late blight resistance protein homolog R1B-8
Molecular function (GO): ADP binding
Source: RefSeq, a predicted model, not a curated record
AUGGCUGUUUCAGCUUAUGCAGCUUUGCUUUCUCUCACGCAUGUCCUUGAUAAUGUCCAGCAUCCUACUCGCCGUCAUCGACUUCUUGUAGACAUAAAUCGGAUUCAAAUUCUGCAGGAAAAAGUCAACUUCUUGCGAGAUUUUCUUGAAGUUCACUCCCAAGGGAAGAGCCAACAAGUGGAAGAUCUGGCGAGGCAAAUCGUUGUUGUUGCGGAUGAAGCAGAAGAUAUCAUUGACUCCCACGUUGUGGAUCAGCUUCGUGAUGGAUCUCGAGAUCAAAGUCAUGCUACGAUCACGACCUCGUCUUUUUGUCAAGAUAUAGACAAAGUAAUCGAAAAGAUUGACUUGAUCAAGAAAGAUUUGAUGAUUGUUAAAGAAGAAUGGGGUGACGUACAAGAACAAAAGCCUGUAGCUUCAGCAUCUGUCAGGUCAUCAUCCAGUGGCAAGAAUACUAUGGUGGGAUUUGAUGAGCACUUGCUUCGAAUCAUUGAUGAGCUGACGAGAGAUGAAUCAAAUCUCCAAAUUCUCCCGAUUGUCGGAAUGGGAGGUAUUGGUAAGACCACUUUAGCUAGAAAUGCUUUUGACCAUCCAUAUGUUGUCAAUCGCUUUGAUAUAUGUAUUUGGUUUACAAUAUCUCAAGUAUACAAUGUGCGAGAAAUUCUUCUCCACUAUCUCAAUGAUGGAAAAGAUGAAGAGAGUAAUGAAUCUUUGGCUAGAUUAGGUGAAAAAUUGCACAAAAAGUUAUUUGGCAGAAGAUAUUUGAUUGUUAUGGAUGACGUGUGGAGUACCAAAGCUUGGGAUGAUUUUAGCUUGUUCUUCCCAAACAAUGGGAAUGGAAGUCGGGUUUUGAUGACUACCAGGUUGUCAAAGGUGGGGGGGUCAUUAGGAACUCACAAUCCUUAUUUGAUGGAUUUUUUAAAUGAGGAGAAAAGUUGGAAUUUACUUUGUGAGAAGGUGUUUGGUCAAAACGAUUGUCCAUAUUCGGAAUUGGAGAAAGUUGGAAAGGAUAUCGCAAAAGGUUGCAAAGGACUUCCUAUUGCCAUUGUAGUAAUUAGUGGGCUGCUUGCAAGAACCGACAUGAAACAAGAACGUUGGGAGCAUAUUGCCAGAAAUGUUGCGUCUUUUGCUAGUUCAAAAGAUAAUCGGCAUUGUUUGGAGAUAUUGUCACUGAGUUAUAACAAUUUGCCUAUUCAUCUUAAACCAUGUUUUCUCUAUAUGAGUGCUUUCCCAGAAGAUAGCAAGAUUAAGGUCUCUAGACUAAUCAAAUUAUGGGUUGCUAACGGAUACUCGAAACCUGAGAGAGGUAAAAACUUGGAAGAGAUUGCAAUGGAAUAUUUGGAAGAUCUUAUUGAUAGGAAUUUGAUUUUAAUUUCUGAACGGACAGAUGGUGGAAAAAUAAGAAGUUGUAGCAUUCAUGAUCUUUUGAGGAACCUAUGCUUGAGAGAAUCUAAGAAAGAGCAUCUUUUUCGUGUCUCAAAAACACAACGAAUUCGUAUUUUGCCACAGGAGAAAAACGUAUGCUUUACAUGUGGUGAGCGAGCCUCGCCACAAGAAAGUAUAGAUGUCCCAGAAAUUCUUGUUGGCUCGCGUUCCACAUUGGUUGCUAGUGGGCUGGUGUGUGAUACAUGUAAAAGAAAGCACCAACAUCUUGAUAUAUUCAGAUGGGUGAAGCUUUUCGGGCAGUCUUGUGAAAAACUUCGGCAACAUACUAAAUUGCGGUUGAUUGAUGUUCGAACAAGUGUGUUCUGGUAUCGUACUCUUAGCAAAUUUGAAUUCGUGCCUUCGUCCUCUAUACCUUUAUUGUGGAACUUACAGACUUUACUUAUAGAUGGAAGCGGAGCAAAUGUCAAGAAGCGACCAAUCGUCGUUCCAUCUAAAGUUUGGGAGAUGCCACAACUUAGACAUAUCGUCAUGGAUUUGGGUUUUUUACCUACUCCUGUAGAUACUCAAGAUACCAUCACUCUGGAAAAUCUGCAGACUCUUUCCACAAUGCAUAAUUUUAGGUGUACAAAAGAGGUUUUUGAAAGAAUCCCAAAUCUGAAGAAACUGAAAGCUCGUUAUCUCAACGUCAAAGAUUGGUCCUUCUAUUGUCUUCACAAUCUUGCUCAUCUGCAUAGGCUUGAAUCCUUGUCUCUCAUAGCUGAAGAUUUGUUAUUGGAGAAAACCGCCUUUCCGACUUCACUCAAGAGGUUGAGUUUGUCCAAAUGCAGAAUUCCUUGGGGACAUAUCACGAUUAUUGGUUCUUUGUUGCCCAAUCUUGAAGUGCUUAAAUUGUUGAAUAAUGCUUUUAGAGGGUCCGAGUGGAGUCCAGUUGAAGGGCAAUUUCCUCGACUCAAAGUCUUGUUUAUUUCGGACAGCGACCUGGUGUCGUGGAGAGCUGAUGAUUUCCAUUUUCCACAUCUCGAGAGCCUUUUCCUCCGACUGAUGCAUAAGUUGGAAGAGAUCCCUUCAGGUAUUGGACAUAUAGAGACGCUUCGUUCAAUUCAUUUGAACAAGUGCAGUGAGCUAGUCGUCAACUCGGCAAAGCAAAUACUGGAGGAACAAUCUAGCUAUGGAAAUGAGCUUGAAGUCCGUGUAGAUCGAAAAAAGGUCAGUGUUGAUGAUUCCUGA